GACAACGACGACGAGGCUUUGUGACUCACAUCGUGGUAGUCUUCUAGAAGGAGCCGACAUCGAUAAGACUGCAGGUUCAAGGUCCGCACAACGCUCCCACGGCCAUCACACCCAAGCAAUACCCGGCACUGAGUACCCGCACAGACGGACGUCCCGCCGUUGUCGGCUACCACUUCUUCCCGUGUCAGCAAGAAAGCGCUUCGUCCGCUUCAUCCGGCGCUCCCGCCUAUCAUGGUCCGCCAGAAGCGCUUAUCGGUGCAGCAAGCAUUCAGACAAGCAUGGAAGGCUCACCAGCGCAUACUCGGCAGGGAAGUGUCCUUAUCCGCGGACGAGGAUGAACUACCACAGCAACAACGGAGACCAAAGAAGCGUAGCUCAACAGACGCAAGUGGAGGACAUUCAAUCACUAGCUCCGAUGGCGGAGGCGGAGGCGGUGGGUUCAUCGUCGAAGAUGAAGACGAGCAAGAGCAAGGAUCAAGCGGCGGCGGCGGGGAGUUCAUCGUAGACGAUGAGGAAGAGAAAGAAGACGAGGAUGACGUGAGCUUGGGCGCUCACGCCCAGCCAACGCACCUAGCGCUAGAGGAAGUACCGCACGCCCUAGCCCUCCUCGGCUUACCCACAGAAGACCAAGGCAUCCUCUCCGUCUUUGCCAAUGCUGCCGAGGAAGACUACUCUGGUGCUCAUACUCCCGCCGCUGGCAUAGCUUCAUCUUCGUCUUCCUCCCUGGGGGAUGAGGGUAGGAAGAGAGGAGCAAGAGCGCCAAGACAGAUGAUCGUCAGUCGGGAGAAGUUUGAGCAGGUCUGUGAGGUCCUUCUGAUGGACGAGGGAGGCGCGGCUGAGCUCGACCAGCAGGAGGAGGACCAGGAGAGCGAUGCUAGGCGGCGGAGGCGGAAGCGACCGACUAGACCAACCGCGAGCGAUGAGGGAGGCUCCUCCACCCCUGAGACUACUCGAAGACCUCGACGUGCAGCUGCUGCAGCUGCUCGUCGUCCUAUGGCAAUAGAGGUAGACAGCGACGACGAGGAUGAGGAGGACGUGUACAGAGACGAUGGCGAGAGCGACGGCCUCGACGAUGCGGAUGCAGCUCUCUCAGACUCGGACACUGCCACUGCCAAGCGGAAACCUAAAGCAGGAGGCAGAGGCAGGAUUCGCCCAAGCAAGACGAGUGAAUCUGCCACUAGUACACCCUCCAAGACGGGCGGUACAAGACGAAAGCGAGCCCGACCUUCUACAUCGGACGCUUCUGCUUCUCACACCGAUGCAUCAGACGAAGAAGAAGAUGAGGACGAGGAAGGAGGAGGCUCUGUUGGACGAGGUGGGGGCACUUCUCUGACGGGUGAGCAGCUAGAAGCGGUCCAGGAUGCCUGGCACCUCUUUACAGACAAGCUCGAUCAGAUCGAUGCUGGAUGGCGGCAGCGCCAAGGAGGCGCAGGGGUGGGUUCUGGUAAGCAGAGCGCGGGAGGAGGGGAGAAGGGUCGUCUUGGUCUACGCGAGAUUCAGCGCUUAGCCAUCGUCACUGGUGUCAAGAUGAGCGAGAAGGAGAUGGAGGAAAUGCUCCUCUUCGCCUGCCAGUCCUUUGCACCCGCCACCUCAAAGUACAUGACUAGAGAAGGGGCAAAAGCGCAACGGCUCGCCGCCGCCAAUGCCGUCACGGCGAAAGUGGGUCCGGGGGCAGUUGACGAAGGGACCGAGGUGAAGGGGUACGAAGGUGGAGUUGGACUCGACGAGUUUGCGGGUGUGCUCAAGAGGGGGAGGAUGAUCUGAGCAGGGGACGAUGCAAUGCCAUAUCCAGACGAUCAAGAGUGAAUACAGUCAGAAUGCAAAAAGUGUAAUUGCGACA
Molecule: messenger RNA, 1840 nt
Organism: Microstroma glucosiphilum
Lineage: Eukaryota; Fungi; Basidiomycota; Exobasidiomycetes; Microstromatales; Microstromataceae
Exons: 2
Source: RefSeq, a predicted model, not a curated record